Hypanus sabinus (Atlantic stingray) is the source of this 2015-nucleotide messenger RNA. RefSeq names its product sperm flagellar protein 2-like. The record is from RefSeq and is a predicted model, not a curated record. Lineage: Eukaryota; Metazoa; Chordata; Chondrichthyes; Myliobatiformes; Dasyatidae. Gene Ontology annotation, biological process: sperm axoneme assembly. Gene Ontology annotation, molecular function: protein binding. Bases 65 to 1807 code for a protein of 580 amino acids. Gene Ontology annotation, cellular component: sperm midpiece; manchette. The transcript has 13 exons.
ACGGAAGCCGUUUCCACGGUGACCGAAGGCCCACGCCGCAAGUGGAGCCCGGAGAUCUCGGAGGAUGACGGAAAUUCUCUGCCGGUGGUUGAACGAGGAGCUCGGGCUGUCCCGGAGAGUGGAGCCCAGAACAUUUGAGAAGGAAUUUUCCACUGGCUAUCUGAUUGGAGAGAUUCUGAACAAGCACCAACUUCAAGAGGAUUUUGAUCAGUUCUCCCAGGGCAGAAAUGCAGUUUCUCAGCUCAAUAACUUCCAGCGUCUAUUACCCACGCUGCAACUGUUGGGGGUGAUGUUCAGUGACAAUGUGGUAAAGGCACUCAUUGAGGAACAGCAUGGAGUGGCCACACGCCUCCUGUAUCAGAUCUACAUUGCACUCCGCAGGAAAGAGAAGGCCCAGCUCUCAAAAAUGGCGAUGGAGACCAUGAGACCACCUGCAGCGGCCAAGCUUGCAAGCAUCAGCGCUGAGAUGUACAAAGAGCGUAUGAAGUCAGUGAUUCCUCGUGAGGUUGAUGUGGCCCUGCGUAGAGUUUCUGACCGCUACAUGGAUAAAAGCAAGGAGGUUGAGGAGGAGGCAGCCCUUAAGGAUGAACAGGAGCUGCAGAAACAACAGAGCAUCCAGGAAGAGCAGCAGACCCGACACUUGGAAAUGCUGCAUAAAGCAAAGAGGCAGAAUAAAGAGUUGGUGGAAAAAGUGCAGGGAUCAAUCAUCCCUGUUUCCAAAAAGAUGCCACGAGAAAUGGAGAACACCAUCUUGAAACGCAAGCAAGAGCUGAGAAAGCAAGAAGCUGAGAUGUUCAAAAGCGAAAUUACAGAAUUUGAAAAGAUACUGAAGAAGCUGACACCUGCUGCAGGUGAAGAGGAGAGUGAGGGCAGCCUGAUUCUGCUGGCCAGAGCUGACCCCCUGCUCAGUAGCCCCUGCACCAGAGUGGAGGAGGGACAAAGCUUCAUCGAGAAUGUCCGCAGUCGACUGAAGGAGGACAGACGGGCUCGGAGGGAACGCGAGAAGCGGCGCCGCAGAGUCAUGUUGGAGCUGUUCGAGGCACAUGAGGCCCAGGAGGAGGUGUACCAGGAGGAGGAACUGGUCAACAGGCUGAUGCGACAGUCUCUGCAGGAGCGCCGGGUCACUGUGCAGCUCAUGCAAGCUCGCCACGAGAAGCAGGUCAUGAGACAGAACCGCAUCUUCCGCGAGAAGCAGUAUGAGGAGCAGCGGCUGAAGGAGUUCCAGCAGUCACUGGACCAAGAGGAAAUCCUGGCGAGGCAGGAGAGAGCGGAGCAGGGAGAGAGAAUGGAGCAGGAACGGGAAGUGCAUGAGCAGCUAAUGGUGGAGAGGGCUGAACGACGAUACCGCAAACAUUACCGCCUGUGCCAGGAGGUGGUGACACAUAUCCUCGACCUGGUCACCAAGGUGGCUGAGUACAGAGAGCUCUGUGUUGGUUUGAUUCCAAACAAGCUGAUGAGAGAGUGGAAGGAACUGUUCUUCACGGAGAUGCCCAUCUAUGAGCAACCAGCUGCACAGCUUGAGGCUUCAGGCGAGAGUGCGGUGGAUAGCAUUGAGCAGGCCAAGAUGCACUUACUCAACUCGCAGGAUUAUGAAGAUUACCAGCUGAUGACUGGUGAAUGGCAGCCUCCUGUGGAUGCUGAUAUUCAUGGCCCACCUCCGAAUAACAAUAUUCUGGGUCACGCGGUCAACCGGAUCACUGAGAUUGCCCAUCCGGCCAAAGAACCAAGUCCACCACCACAGUUCCCCCCGUUCCCAUCAAGGCCUGCAUACUGGGCAAAUUGCAUGCAGGCAAAACCACCUGCCUGAAGCACCUAGCAGAAGCCCUGAAUAUCCGAGCAAUCAAUCCAGAGACCCUGGUUCAGGAGGCAGUGCAGGCCUUCAAUGUGGGUGAAACUGUGGAUCCCGAUGUGAGCCACCAGCAUGGAGCAGACACACAGACAGUGCCUAGUGCCCGGGCUCAGCUGGGACAACGUGCUGCCAACCUUCUGCGGAAAGGGAAAGGUGUUCCUGAUGA